AUGGCUCUAGCGUCCUCGCAGUCCCUCAAUGAGAUGGACCUGGGCGCGCAGCCGGAGCGCUGGGAGACGUUCAGGAAGCGGCGGGGCCUCAGCUGCGAGGGCGCCGCCAAGUUCCUGCUGGACACCUUCGAGUACCCAGGCCUGGUGUAUCACACCGGAGGCUGCCACUGCGGCGCGGUCCGCUUCGCCGUCUGGGCCCCCGCAGACCUGCGCGUGGUGGAUUGCAGCUGCAGGCUGUGCAGGAAGAAGCAGCACCGACACUUCCUCGUCCCGGCCUCGCGCUUCACUCUCCUGCUGGGCGCCGAGAGCAUCGUCACCUAUCGAUCCCACGCGCACCCGGCGCUGCACAGCUUCUGCAGCAGGUGCGGGGUGCAGAGUUUCCACGCCUCUGUCUCUGACCCCGGCGUGUAUGGCGUCGCCCCGCACUGGCUGGACAAGGGAACAUUUUCCUAG
Messenger RNA from Mustela lutreola (European mink), 453 nucleotides. RefSeq names its product centromere protein V-like protein 3. Gene Ontology annotation, molecular function: carbon-sulfur lyase activity. The record is from RefSeq and is a predicted model, not a curated record. The coding region runs from base 1 to 453 and encodes 150 amino acids. NCBI's taxonomy places the organism in Eukaryota, Metazoa, Chordata, Mammalia, Carnivora, Mustelidae. The transcript has a single exon.